Molecule: messenger RNA, 3922 nt
Organism: Camelus dromedarius (Arabian camel)
Lineage: Eukaryota; Metazoa; Chordata; Mammalia; Artiodactyla; Camelidae
Gene: SIAE
Product: sialic acid acetylesterase
Exons: 10
Coding region: 240-1766 (508 amino acids)
Biological process (GO): carbohydrate metabolic process
Molecular function (GO): sialate O-acetylesterase activity
Source: RefSeq, a predicted model, not a curated record
GGGCCGGUGUCUCCGAGGGGCUGGGAUGAGGCUGGCGUGGCUGUGGGAAAGCUGGAUUCUGCUGCUUCUGGCCCGACCGGCUGCUCUGGGGUGGGGAGGAAGUGGGGUGACACCGACAGGCGGAGGAAGCCGGCAGGAGGUUGACAGAAAGGAGCAUGUCACCCUCUCCCUAACGGCCUUAUUGUCAGAGUGUAAAUGAGGUCCAGCUCGCAAAGGAGAAGCAUGGAGCGCAGAGCCCAAUGCCAGCAUCACAAAGCCAACUAGGAGGUAGUUUUCGCUUUGCUUCCUACAUCAAUGAUUACAUGGUGCUGCAGAAGGAGCCUUCAGGAGCAGUGAUCUGGGGCUAUGGAGUAUCCGGAGCAACAGUGACAGUGACUCUGUGCCAAGGUCAGACAGCCAUCAUGAAGAAAGUGACCAGUGUGCAAGCGCACUCUAAUAGUUGGACGGUGGUACUGGAUCCUAUGAGGCCUGGUGGACCUUAUGAACUGACGGCACAACAGACUUUUGAGAGAAUGAACUUCACCCUGAGAGUUCAAAAUGUCUUAUUUGGAGAUGUCUGGCUUUGCAGUGGACAGAGUAACAUGCAGAUGACAGUUUCACAGAUAGUUAAUGCCACAAGUGAGCUGCUGAACACUGCAGCCUAUCAGUCGGUGCGCAUCCUCUCUGUGUCUCUCAGCCAGGCUGAGGAGGAGCUGGAGGACCUUCGUAAGGUUGACCUGCCGUGGUCUAAGCCCACCUCGGAAAACUUAGGCCAUGGAGAUUUCGAGUACAUGUCAGCCGUGUGCUGGCUCUUCGGGCGUCACCUGUAUGACACUCUGCAGUAUCCCAUCGGGCUGAUCUCCUCCUCGUGGGGUGGGACACCCAUUGAAGCCUGGUCAUCUGGAAGGUCACUGAAAGCCUGCGGGGUCAGCAGGCAAGGGUUCCUUCCGUCUGAUUUUGUCACUGGUCCCAGUAAACAUUCUGUUCUCUGGAACGCCAUGAUCCAUCCACUCCAUAACAUGACUCUGAAAGGGGUGAUAUGGUACCAGGGGGAGUCCAAUGUCAAUCUUAACAGGGACUUGUACAAUUGUACGUUCCCUGCACUCAUUGAAGACUGGCGCCAAACCUUCCACCGUGGCUCCCAGGGGCAGACAGAGCGCUUCUUCCCGUUUGGAUUUGUCCAGUUAUCUUCCUAUUUGUCUGGUGCAACCUCCGAUGACGGAUUUCCCGAGAUCCGUUGGCAUCAAACAGCAGACUUUGGCUCUGUCCCCAAUGUAAUGAUGCCCAGAACUUUCAUGGCUGUAGCUAUGGAUCUCUGUGACAGGGAUUCGCCUUUUGGCAGCAUCCACCCUCGGGAUAAGCAGACGGUGGCCUACCGGCUGCACCUGGGGGCGCGAGCCGUGGCUUACGGUGAGAAGUUGACCUUUCAGGGACCGGUGCCUCAGAAGAUCGAACUCUUGGCCAGCCAGGGGCUGCUCAACCUCACAUAUUCCCAGGAGAUCCAGGUGCAGAGGCAGGACAACGAGACAUUUGAGAUCUCAUGCUGCAGUGACCAUUGGUGCAAGUGGCUUCCGGCUCCCGUGGACACUUUCUCCACCUGGACCCUGGCCCUGAACAUCAAGUCUUGUCCUGGCACCGUGGCUGCUGUUCGCUAUGCCUGGACCACGUGGCCUUGUGAAUAUAAACAGUGUGCCCUGUACCACCCCACCAGUGCCCUGCCGGCCCCUCCCUUCACUGCUGUCAUCACAGACCGGGCUUCUGGGUCUAACAGCAAGGCUGCUAAGUGACUUAGCUGUAACAUGAUGACAUCUUAGAUGUAAGUGUGGCCCCUUUAGAUUUGGGACUUAGGAGUUUAAAUGACAACUGUUGCUUUUAAAGGAGGCUAAUGAAUUGCCUCACUGGGAGCGCCCAGCUAGCACGUGGCCGUUUCCAUAUUCUGAGAUGCCAGGGCCGGUAGGCAAAUGAGAUCCUUGCCUUUUGUCCCCUGGUUAGGCCAGGUAUCUGAAUUAGAGUAAUUCCCAACCACACACAGCUUGAACCUCAGUGUCAGUCACUUCCCUCCUUACCGGGAGUGAACGAUCUGAACACGUCUAUCCCCUUACGUCCAGACCGUGGGAACUCAGGGCUGGAAGAGAUUUCAAGGCCAGCUAGCAUCCAUGUGUUUUUUACAAACUCUGACACGUGGUUAUCAAAUCUCUGUAUAAAGUUUCCGUUCUAAACUUCCCAACAGUUUUUCUUUAUGUGGAACUGAAGUCGUUCUUCCACUGGGCAAGUCUUUCAGAGAACUAAGUCCUAUUUUGUUCUGAGCCAGAAAUCAUUCUAUUCCUUCAGUCUAAAUAACGAUCAUGUGAAUGUUUAAAACAAAGAAACCAGAACCACACACAGGCAUUUGGGGAGGUGCUAAGGGACCGACUCGAGGAGGGAAAAGGGCGAGGUGGUGGCAGCCUGGGAGUGAGAGCUGUGUGACCAAAGCGGUCACUGAGAAGCAAAUACAGAUACCAGACUCUUUAAAGGUAAGAGGUUUAACUAUGAACAGGAUAAUCCAGAUGGAGGAACAAAGUGAGGCUGAAAGUAAAGCUACACGAUGGUACUUAGAAAACCACCCAGAGGGACAGAUGUGAAAGAGGGCUUUUGUGCCUCCCCCUAGUAAUGCUGUUUAUAGGUUGAUUAAAAACAGUUAACGGCGCUUGCUAACUGUCUAAGAAUCUGGAAAUAAAAGUGCAAUUUUUCUCUCUGGUCAGAACUGGGUUAAAGAUGGGCUUGCAAACUGUCCUGUGAAGCUGAGAAAGGAGACUCACCUGUGGGUAGUUUCCAUCCCCUUCAUGUGAAAAAUGAGAAAGCAGUGAGCGCCACUGUCCCCACCCCGCCCCCCGGGGUCCCGGGGUCCCUCUGAACAACAGGAAGUCAGUGCCAGGAUUUUAUUUAGUAAAAAACCAAAACAACUAUGCAGUUUACAAGGAACUGUGGCUCCUCUGAGGACUUCCUAGAACACAGUUAACGCCUAACUGUUGAGCCUUGACCGCGUACUCACCUGGCUUAAUGGGAACCACGAACCCAGUAACAGCUCCUGAGAAGAGGCGACCCUGCCUGCCCACCCCUCCCUGCACAUGCUCGGGGGCUGAUCCAACCUGGAGGCGGUGACACAGUCAGGAGCGCCAGGCCAGGGGCUGCUCACCCCGCACCUCAGGGCACACGGUGUGAAAUGUUAGGUUUAGGUAGUGGGUAUCUUAAUGAAAAGUCGUGUGAAAGUUAGUUUUUAAUGGCUGACUAAUUUAAAACAUUCUAUAGGAAUUCAGCUUAUUUCCCAGAUGAAAAUAACAGUUUGAAAAAUAAAAUUUAUAAUCACUGUAGAGCAUGCUAAAGAAAGGUAUAAGCAAGUAAAAAAUUAGCCCAAAGUUCAUCAUUUGGAAACAUUUAACAUUUUGUUGAGCAGUCACUUGAUUUGAGUCACAUUUUACCUACUACAUGGCACAUUAGUUUAUAAUCUGUUUUUAACUUAUUCUAGCAAAAUAAUUUUCCUAUGUAAAUUGAAUAGAGAUUCAGUGUUUCAGUUUGUGGGAGCACGGUUCUUUAACCAGUUUCUCAUUAGUGGACAUACAGGGUCUUUCCAGUUUUUUCUUAUAAAAUCAAUACUGUGAAGCUGUUACAUGCAAACACCGUACCGCACUUAAUUUGCUAGGGUCCUUCAUGUGGAAUGACAGGUUUAAGGGUCAAUAUGGUUCACAUUUUAAUACCUACAACUUACUCCUCCCAAAAGUUUCAACAGUUUACAUUCCCACCAAGGCACAGUUCCAUUUUUUCCCCUCAUUCUCACUGACACCGGAUGCUGUCAAACGUAACAGAUCUUUAACAAACCAAUAGAUGAAAAUAAAAUUAAGUAUAGUAGGGCAGUGUUUUGCAAGUUUUUUAACACGGUAAUCCACAAUAAAAACAUUUUACAUCA